Messenger RNA from Physcomitrium patens, 2247 nucleotides. RefSeq names its product formamidopyrimidine-DNA glycosylase. Gene Ontology annotation, biological process: base-excision repair. The record is from RefSeq and is a predicted model, not a curated record. Gene Ontology annotation, cellular component: nucleus. NCBI's taxonomy places the organism in Eukaryota, Viridiplantae, Streptophyta, Bryopsida, Funariales, Funariaceae. Gene Ontology annotation, molecular function: DNA-(apurinic or apyrimidinic site) endonuclease activity; DNA N-glycosylase activity; zinc ion binding.
UCAAGGGGGACUACCUUGCCAACCUGCCCCUUCUUCUUCGAGCAUUUUGAACUUUGGUGGCGGGCGCCAUCGUUGAUUAUUAGCCUUGGUUUGCCCGGGAAGGCGCUGGCACGCCGCCGUGCUAGCCGAGCGCUUUCGGAACCCGGAAUCGCCGCUAAAGGGUUGAUGCAUUCUCUCUAGGAGGUACUAGUUCUCGCCUUGGGAGUGGAGUAGUAGAUAUGUAAAAUUGUUUUCCAAGAAGGGGGUUGCGGAAUUUUUGUUGGAGAAUUUCGCGGUGGGUUGCGGCGCUGUGAAGACGGAGCUGUCGUCGCUGGAUAGCGGGGAGGAACUAGUGUAUUCGAAGGGGUAUAGGGAUCCUCGUGGAGUAGUCUUUCUGAAGCCGUUGGGUGGGGUAUUUUUUGGGGUUUCGUGAACAGUGGGGAGGCGUAGAGGGAUAACCAGGGAGGGGAAGCGCUGAGAUUAUUCUGAGGAAUUUUUUUAGAGUGGUUCAAGAUGCCAGAGCUGCCGGAGGUGGAGGCAGCCAAAAGGCUGCUGGAUAGCCACUGUCUUGGGGCUACGAUUGUGAAGGCCGUUGUGGACAACGACACCAAAGUUAUCGAUGGAGUGACACCGGCCGCGCUCCAGGAAAGCCUGACAGGAAAAAAGAUUUUAAGCACCCACCGGAAGGGCAAGCACCUGUGGCUGAAACUCGAUUCUCCCCCGUGGCCCUCCUUCCAGUUCGGCAUGAGCGGCGCGGUCAUUAUCAAGGGCGUUAAGGGUCCACAGUACAGGAGCUCAAAGGUGGGCGACGAAGAAGAAGCAUUUCCGACGACUUACUCAAAAGUGCACUUGGUGCUGAGCACUGGAGUAGAAUUGGCAUUUACUGAUAAACGUCGCUUUGCCCGUGUGCGCCUUCUUGAAGAUCCUUCGAAGGUGCCCCCAAUAUCCGAACUGGGAUUCGAUGCCUAUCUUGAGCUUCCAUCUGCGGAACAGCUGAUCGAAGCAAUGAAGACCAAGAAAGGAUCCGUCAAAGCUCUUCUUCUUGAUCAGAGUUUCAUAGCAGGCAUAGGAAAUUGGGUGGGAGAUGAAGUAUUAUAUCAUGCGAAAAUUCACCCUGAGCAGUCUGCUAGUUCGUUAAAGGAGGAGGAAGUCACCAGAUUACACGCAUCCGUAAGGGAGGUUUUGGAAAAGGCGAUUUCCGUGGAUGCAGAUAGCGAGCAAUUUCCACGCAGUUGGCUAUACCACCAUCGUUGGGAUAAGAAGCCUGGAAUGAUUGAUGGAAACCAGAUUGAGACUAUAAGCAUUAGCGGAAGGUCGUCAGCAUUCGUUGCCAAUGUACAGAAGUAUACUGGACCCGAGUUGAAAGGUGCCAGGACGAGACAAGCUGUUGAAGAGGAGAUACCACAUGAUGACAGCGUGGCAGAACCUAUUGCCGGUGGUGGGAAUGUGGAGGAGGCUGCCGAUGCAACCGAGGAAGAGGCAACUGAAGAGAAAGUAGGCGUCACCGAAACACCUAAACGUGGCAGGGGUCGACCUCCGAAAAACAAAAAUGACAGCCCAGCGAAGAGCCCUGCAACCGAAAGUCCUGCGGCUCCUGGCUCGAAGAAGCGGGGCAGACCUCCAAAGCUGAAAACCUCCUCUGCUGCCAGUGAAGGAGAAGAGACCGGGAAGGAAAGUCCUAGUGAACCCAAACGAAGAGGCCGGCCUCCAAAGACAAAGACUGAUGGUUCCAAGGAAUCGGUUAGCAAGGCUUCCGAAGAGGAUGAUUCUGAGAAGAAGGAUCUAUCCAGUCCUAUUACUCCUAAACGGAGGGGUAGGCCCCCAAAGUCUAAGCCUGAAGCUGCAGAAGAGGUGGAGGUUGCGAAGAAGGGUAAGACGGAGGAAGGUGGUGCCACACCAAAGCGCCGAGGUCGUCCUCCCAAGGCCAAAGCUGAAUCUGAAGCUGAGGAUGGCUCAGGAGACGCCGAAACCGCCGCUACUACGCCGACGCCGAAGAAGAGAGGUCGUCCACCCAAAGCGAAGUCUGCUAGCUGACAAAUUCCACUUUUAGAUUUAGUUGUCUUAUGACUAGUUAGGUUGUCAUUUCAAAGUGGCUCUUUGCUGGUGAUGUGUACAUGUCUAUUUUACCGGUGCAUUGACUCUUCCAGCUCAAUUUUGUUGUAUUUGUUGUAUCACAUCCGUGGAGUGGUGGACAUUUGUUAUUUCACACAUUCGUAGAGUUUUAGAUGUUUAAUGUCAGUGGAAAGUUUAUCUGAUUGUUUCAACCCC